Molecule: messenger RNA, 1815 nt
Organism: Exophiala oligosperma
Lineage: Eukaryota; Fungi; Ascomycota; Eurotiomycetes; Chaetothyriales; Herpotrichiellaceae
Exons: 2
Coding region: 1-1815 (604 amino acids)
Biological process (GO): nucleosome assembly
Cellular component (GO): nucleus; CAF-1 complex
Source: RefSeq, a predicted model, not a curated record
AUGGCGUGCGUGCCUUCCCAUCCACCUCCGCACCUCACACCUUCCAAGAAACGAAAAUACGAGGGCGACUUCGUCGACGCCCCUUCCUCCACAUCACCACCAUUAGACUUCCAAAGCACUCCUGUGACUCGCUCACGUUCUGUUUCCCCUGCCCUCAGCACCGCCAGCACGCCUUUGACUGAGUUGGGGUCCACCCCUGUUAUAAGUCCUUCCAAACCCGAGAUGGCACCCUCCGAUUCCAAGAAACGCAAACUCACCUUUGCUGAACGUGAAGUCGAGAGAGCACUGAAGAGGCAGGAGAAAGAAGAAAAGGAACGACAAAAGGCGGAGUCGAAAGCCAAGAAGGAAGAAGAGAAGAAGCAGAAAGAGGUAGAAAAGAAACGUAGGGAAGAAGAGAAGAAGCAAAAAGACGAAGAAAAGAAGCGGAAGGAAGAGGAGAAGAAGGCCAAAGAUGCCGUCAAGGAGGAGAAACAGCGUCAGAAAGACGCCAUCAAGGCCGAGAAGGAAGCAGAGAAAGGACGAAAAGCUGCCGAGGCCUUGAAGAAGGAGAGAUCACAAAUGCGUAUUGGCGCUUUCUUUGGCCGUCCAGCUGCAGCAUCUACGCCUCCUGACAGUGCAGAUGAUGUCUCAAUGGGAACGCGGAGUCGACGAUCUUCAGUUGCCUCGCUCGAUAUGGCACCACCACUCAUCGAAACCAAGAUUCGUGAACCAGCAAAUCCAGAAUUCAACAAGUGGAUUCUGCCGUUCUUUGUCAGUGAAAACAUGGAACUGGCCCCAUUCAAUCGCUUCCACAAGUCAACAACCGAUGCCAAUCUACCUCUCAAUCAGGGCAUUACACCAGACAAGGUCAACAAGCAAUUCCGCAAACGUAGACGGGCCGCACAAAUCAAGCCUGUCAGAGCGAUUUUGGAGGAAAUGAAUGACUCGGCAGAAACAGCCUCUGCUCUUUCGGACUCCAAGGACCCCUUCACGACGAUCCCAACUAAAUACCUCUACUUCCAUCAAGAUGUUCGGCCAGCAUACCAGGGGACUUAUACAAGAGUUGUCUCGCCUCGAACUAGUCGCAAGAUUGCCGUCAACCCGACUCAUCGGGGUUUGCCAAACACAGAUUAUGACUACGACAGCGAGGCUGAAUGGCAAGAACCUGAAGAGGGCGAUGUGGACCUAAUGGACGAGGAUGAGAAGUCCGAAGAUGAAGAUGCAGAUGAAGAGAUGGACGAUUUUCUUGACGACGAAAACGACAUGUUGAAGCGACAGACGGUAUCUGAAAUGGAGCCCAAAUCGAGUGGAUUGUGCUGGCAAGGCACGCACAUAUCACCGAAAGAAGGACUCGACCUCUCAGUCUAUCGGAUCGAUGUCUUGCACGAUUCAACCACGUUUCCCAUUGAUCCGUUCUCGACAAAGCACUGGUCUGAUGUAGGCAAGCCGUCACCUAGCAAACGGGAGAAAACUCAUACGAUGAAUACACAAACGCCGAUGCAGCCUCCGAGGCUGCCACUGAUGGCGGUUGACCCUAAUAGUGGAAACUUGACUCUAUCUUCAGUUCAACCGGACAACACGCACGACCACGCUGGAAAGAAACUAGCACAUGCCAAAGCCAAAUCUGACAAACCGAUCAAAUUGAUUGAUACAAACCUGUUGCCAGCAUUCAAAAGUGCCGUAUCAGGAAGUACCCUGACGAAGAUCGGCUUGGUAGAAGUGCUGAAACAGCAAUUCCCCAAAUGUGCCAAAGAUGCCAUUAAGAACACUCUCGAGUCUGUUGCCACCAGGCAAGGAACGAAAGAGGCAGAGAAGAAGUGGGUCUUGACCGACUAG